Austrofundulus limnaeus is the source of this 2303-nucleotide messenger RNA. RefSeq names its product rap1 GTPase-activating protein 2. Gene Ontology annotation, biological process: regulation of small GTPase mediated signal transduction. The transcript has 24 exons. The record is from RefSeq and is a predicted model, not a curated record. Gene Ontology annotation, cellular component: plasma membrane; cytoplasm. Gene Ontology annotation, molecular function: GTPase activator activity. The coding region runs from base 96 to 2192 and encodes 698 amino acids. NCBI's taxonomy places the organism in Eukaryota, Metazoa, Chordata, Actinopteri, Cyprinodontiformes, Rivulidae.
GAGGAGAAGAGGAGGGAGGAAGAGGUGCAGAGACGGAGGGAGGAAGAGCCACACAAUAAGACAAAGACAAAAGGAGGKGGAGGAGGAGGAGCACCAUGCUGAGGAGGAAGAGGAGCGUUUCAUUCGGAGGCUUCGGCUGGGUGGAAAAGUCCACAGUCAGCACUCUGAGGAGCCGGAAACAUGACCUCCUGAACCUCCCUAAUGUCCCUGUGGACCGCCCACCGUCUCCACCCCGAACAGCUCCGCCCACCAUGAAGUCGGCUCAUUUCUUUGACAUGAUGGAGAAAAUGGAGCAGGUUCCAGAAGCUGCAGAGAUGAAGACAGUCCCUCAAAGACAGAAGGACGACUACAUUCCUUAUCCAAAGAUUGAUGAGGUGUUGGAGCGAGGACCACCGUACCCUCAGGUCAUCCUGCCUCAGUUCGGAGGUUACUGGAUUGAGGACCCUGAGGCUCCGCCCACCUCUAAGGUGAGCAACAGUGAGGAAAAGGAGGGAGGAGAAACUCCUCCAGGGGAUUGUGGGUACCAGCUGGAGGCAAUAAAUGAGGCUGCGCGGGCGUACAGGAAACACUUCCUGGGCAGGGAACAUCUGAACUUCUUCUGCUCUGCUGGCAGUUUGGGAAACCUUCUGCUCUCUGUGAGACACGAAGAGGAAAAUGAUCAGGAGUACCUCCAUGUUGUCGUCAGGUGUCAGAUGAAAAGUGUUUAUGACAGAUUACCUCUGGUGGAGCUGACAGACAUCCCGAGCGUACCUGAACUGGCCAAGCUGCUGUGUGAUGAACCCGCCUCGCUCCGCUUCACUCCGGUUCUUUACCCAAAGGCCUCUCAGCUGAUACUUAACUACGAUGAACACGAGCUGAACAACACCUUCAAGUUUGGAGUCGUCUACCAAAGAUUAGGACAGGUGUCGGAGGAGCAGCUGUUCUCAAACAACGAGGAGACUCCGGCCUUCACUGAGUUCCUGCAGCUUCUGGGAGACACUGUGGAUCUGAAGGACUUCAAGGGGUUCCGGGGCGGUCUGGAUGUGUGUCACGGUCAGACGGGUGCUCAGUCCAUCUAUACAGUCCAUAGAGGACAGGAGGUCAUGUUCCACGUGUCCACCAAACUGCCCUUCACUGAAGGAGACACACAGCAGCUGCAGAGGAAACGACACAUAGGAAAUGACAUCGUCACCGUGGUGUUCCAAGAACAGGCCACGCCCUUCGUCCCUGACAUGAUAGCCUCCAACUUCCUGCACGCCUUUGUCCUGGUGCAGGUGGAGGAGCCCUGCUCGGACCACACCUGCUAUAAGGUGUCAGUCACAGCCAGAGAAGAUGUCCCACCGUUCGGCCCACCCCUCCCGAACCCAGCCGUCUUUCAGAAGGGUCCGGACUUCAGAGACUUCCUGCUGACUAAACUCAUCAACGCCGAGCUGGCGAGCUACAAGAGCGAACGCUUCGCUCGCCUGGAGGUAAACGCACCAGCAGGGGGCGACACACACAGAAACCAAGCUCAGCUUUUCUGCUCUUUGGACCCGUUUCAGGAGCGGACCCGGGCCGCCCUGCUGGACGGACUCCUGGACGAGCUGCAGAGACGCUCCCAAAGCAUGCUGGGAUUGAGCUCAGGUGAGGAGGAGGAGGAGCGAGGGGAGAACGGCCACGCCCACGGAGGGCUGCUGGAGUCCAUCAAGAGAGCAAUGAAAGGGCGGAGCGUCUCCAUGGAAACAAUGUCACGGGGCGGGGCAGGACUGCCCACCAGUCUGAGUGGGGGCGGUCUGGCACACCUGAGCGUCGAGACUAAUGUAAAAUCACCGGUGAAGAGACGGUCGGUUCUUUUCCCUCGACUGCUGAGCAUCGACAGCCAGACGGACAAACACCGAAGUCUCAGCGAGCAGCGCAGCUUGGACGGCUGCCACCCGACACUGGAGGUGAGGUCAGAACUGUCGUCCAAUCCCAGCUCUCCGGAGGCGGGGCUACGAGGCAGGGUUCACGUGAAGAAGGAGAGCAGUAAGAUUUCCAGGUCGACCUCCAGCACCUGCAGCUUCAGCCUCCCUGCUGACGACACUCAGCUGGCUGCAGCGGCGGCGGACAGCCAGCCUUCCUCUCCACUCAUCAUGUCCCGCAGCCCCACAGAGCUGAAGAACAGAAACUCUCCCAGAUCCAACCUGAAGUUCCGCUUCGACAGACUGAGCCACUCGUCUGCACAGGGAAACUGAAGCUGACGACUCCUGAAGGAAAUGAUUCAUGAGGAUCAUCUGUCAGAAAACCACAGAAGACAAAAGUCUGCACACACUGAUGGACUCACACACACACACACACACACACAC